This is a messenger RNA of Thunnus maccoyii (southern bluefin tuna), 1494 nucleotides long. Its product is annotated as immunoglobulin kappa light chain-like. Gene Ontology annotation, biological process: response to bacterium. The transcript is spliced from 5 exons. Lineage: Eukaryota; Metazoa; Chordata; Actinopteri; Scombriformes; Scombridae. The record is from RefSeq and is a predicted model, not a curated record. Bases 214 to 1254 code for a protein of 346 amino acids.
UUAAUGCCACGUUAAUGAGCCAUUAUGUUCUUCAUAUACCUCUCACCAAGUGAGUCUUCUCAAGAAUGAAAUUUGACAGUACAGAUGACAGUGAACAUGUGAUCAUGUUUCCUAUACAGUGUCACUUCAGGUUGGCCAAUCAAACGCAGUCUUGUCUAUGAGGAGUGGAGAAAAGUAAAUGAUCUUUUCAUUUCACACGGCAAGUUGAACACGAUGACAUCUCCAGUGUUUGCUUUCUAUCUCACAUGUCUGUUCUUGGUGGAAAUGGCUCAGAUGACUGAUCUGAAAUUCUCCUCAUCUGUUCAUCAAGACAGUGGUUUUAUAUCAGCUAAUGUUGGUGAUGAGGUGACUUUGCAAUGUUCCUAUGAAGGUGCUGUUUCAAGGCUUUACUGGUAUAAGCAAAUUCUAGGGCAGAAACCAAGGCUCAUCUCCACCUUCUACAACUACGAAAGUAAUGGCACUUUUCAUAAUGAAUUACAGAACAAUCCACGUUUCACAUUGGAUAAUGAAAACAAGAAAAAUCACUUGAAGAUCACAGAUUUGCACAUCUCAGACUCAGCUACUUACUACUGCAUAAGUAGCUAUUCAUACUCGUAUGAAUUUUUAGAGAGCAUUAUUGUCAAUGUAAAGGGUUCAGGUUUGAACAUUGAAGCUUCGGUCCAUCAGUCGGCAUCUGAGAGCAUCCAGCCAGGAGUCUCUGUGACUCUGAACUGUAUAGUACACACUGGGACCUGUGAUGAUGGAAAACACAGUGUUUACUGGUUCAAAAACUCUCAAGAAUCUCAUCCAGGAAUCAUUUACACACAUGGAGGCAGGAAUGAUCAGUGUGAGAGGAACAGCAACACACAAACACACACCUGUGUCUACAACUUGCCAAUGAAGAGUCUGGAUCUUUCACAUAAUGGGACGUACUACUGUGCUGUCGCCUCAUGUGGACAGAUACUAUUUGGAAACGGGACAACGUUGGACAUUGAGAAUGAGGUGGACUCUCUUGUCUUGGUGUAUUUCUUGAGUGGAGCUUUGGUGUUCACCACCAUCCUCAGUGUUUUAUUGGCUUUCUACAAGAUGAGCAAGAGCAAUAGCUGCCAAUCUGCAGAGUCUCAGGCAAGAAUUUCAGCUCCCUCUACAGUCAAUGCGAAGGGUUACAAAGAUGCAGACAACCUGUAUUAUGCUGCUUUAAGUGUGAACCUGACCAACAGACGAAGAAGACAGAACCAAACCUGGAGUGAAUGUGUGUACUACAGCGUAAAGUAGUAGAACUGGACAUGUUUCAUUUGUACUUUGUGCAUAAGACAUUAUAUUGUAGAAUCUCUUUGAAGGUGUAACAUGGAUUUAGUUUUUAAAUUUGAAAGAAAGUGUUUUAUAGCUUCUUAAAUCUCUUGCUCUGCUUUGGUAUUUUUAGGAUAUUCUAUUUUUUGUGUGGUCUGAAUCAGAAUAUCUGCACAAUGUUACUUUGUUUUUUGCAAAUAAACUGUGUAUCUAAGUUCAUAUUUA